CCUCCUCCGCGCCCCGGUAGCGGAAGCUGCUCCGCCGACCUCUCGCCGCCGCCAUCUCGGGCCGAAGGAGGAGUCGGCCGCCGCUCUGCCUGGCGAGGCGGGGCGCGGAAGGGAGGAAAAGGCGGAAGACCCGGCGCGGCCUAGUCCAACCAUGUCGGAAGGGGACAGCACCGGCGAGUCCAUUCAUGGCAAACCUUCAGUGGUCUUUAGAUUUUUCACAAGACUUGGACAGAUAUACCAGUCCUGGUUAGACAAAUCUACUCCGUACACUGCAGUACGAUGGGUUACAACGUUGGGUUUAAGUUUUAUCUACAUGAUUAGAGUUUAUCUACUACAGGGUUGGUACAUCGUGACAUACGCCUUGGGAAUCUACCACCUAAACCUUUUCAUAGCUUUUUUGUCGCCAAAGGUAGAUCCCUCUCUAAUGGAGGACUCAGACGAUGGUCCUUCCUUACCCACGAAGCAAAACGAGGAGUUCCGGCCCUUCAUUCGAAGGCUGCCAGAGUUCAAAUUCUGGCAUUCCGCUACUAAAGGCAUCCUUGUCGCAAUGACAUGUACAUUCUUUGAGGCUUUCAACGUUCCAGUUUUUUGGCCAAUUCUCGUGAUGUACUUCAUCAUGCUGUUCUGCAUUACCAUGAAGAGGCAAAUCAAGCAUAUGAUAAAAUACCGAUAUAUACCGUUCACGCACGGCAAGAGGAAAUAUAAAGGGAAGGAAGAAAUGGGGAAGACCUUCGCUAGCUAGAAAUCAAACCGCCUGCUGACCAACUCCCUGCAUUAUAAUUAAAAGACCGGUUUUGAGCCA
This is a messenger RNA of Sphaerodactylus townsendi, 802 nucleotides long. RefSeq names its product retention in endoplasmic reticulum sorting receptor 1 (gene RER1). The transcript is spliced from 7 exons. The record is from RefSeq and is a predicted model, not a curated record. Gene Ontology annotation, cellular component: Golgi membrane. Gene Ontology annotation, biological process: retrograde vesicle-mediated transport, Golgi to endoplasmic reticulum; protein retention in ER lumen. The coding region runs from base 152 to 742 and encodes 196 amino acids. NCBI's taxonomy places the organism in Eukaryota, Metazoa, Chordata, Lepidosauria, Squamata, Sphaerodactylidae.